CCAGGACUGUUCGCACUCCGUAUACACCUGCCUGAGGUGUAGACAGCAGUCAUGCGCUGGCUUCCAUCUCUUCUGGGAGCUAUAGCUCUCCUUCCUCUCUCUGGAGCCUCAUCUUGUUGGCGUAACACAACCUGUUCCGGUCCUACCACUGCCGCUUUUCCCGGCUCGUGGGAGAAGAACAUCUUUGCCCCAUCCUCUAGAACUGUGAACCCCGAGAAACUAUUCUUGAUCACCAAGCCAGACGUCACGCAUGAGUAUGCCCCAUACAAGCUAAAGGGCAAUGGAUCCCUGGUGGUGUACGACUUCGGAAAGGAAGUGGGUGGUAUUGUUACCGUGAAGUAUACCUCCACCGGCAGUGGGGCUCUGGGGUUGGCGUUUACCGAGGCCAAGGACUACAUUGGAGAAUGGUCCGACUCCUCCAACGGAGGCUUCAAGGGACCCGAUGGUGCACUGUAUGGGAACUUCACCGAAGCGGGCGAGCAUUCUUACACGAUGCCCGACAAGUACCUGCGUGGUGGAUUUCGCUACCUGACGCUGUUCUUGGUCACAGACAACUCGACCGCGUUGCAGAUCAAGGAUGUGAGCUUGGAAAUUGGCUUCCAGCCCACUUGGUCUAAUCUGAGGGCCUACCAAGGAUACUUUGACUCGAGUGACGACUUGUUGAAUUCGAUCUGGUACAGCGGCGCGUACACGCUGCAGACUAAUGAGGUACCGGUCAACACAGGGCGUCAGAUCCCAGCAAUGGCUUACGGAUGGGCAAACAAUGCUACUCUGGGACCGGGUGAUACCAUUAUCGUCGACGGCGCGAAGAGAGACCGAGCUGUGUGGCCAGGUGACAUGGGCAUCGCCGUUCCAUCCGCAUUUGUCAGCAUUGGGAACUUGGAGAGUGUCAAGAACGCCUUGCAAGUGAUGUACGACUACCAGGCCUCGACGGGGGCAUUUGAUGAAUCAGGCCCUCCUCUAAGCCAGAAGAACUCGGACACGUAUCACAUGUGGACGAUGGUAGGGACCUACAACUACUUCUUGUAUACCAAUGACACCGACUUCCUCGAGACCAAUUGGGCAGGCUACCAGAAAGCCAUGGGUUAUAUCUAUGGCAAGGUGACCUACGAAAGUGGCUUGCUGAAUGUCACCGGUACUCGCGAUUGGGCGCGAUGGCAGCAGGGAUACAACAAUACUGAGGCACAGAUGAUCCUGUAUCACACUCUCAAGACAGGAGCCCAGCUCGCUACUUGGGCUGGUGAUACGACUGGUCUGUCGGACACAUACACCACCCGGGCCGAGAAGCUGCGGGAGGCCAUCAACGAGUACUGCUGGGACGAGUCGUACGGAGCGUUCAAGGACAAUGCAACGGAUACGACUCUUCACCCACAGGACGCAAACAGCAUGGCCCUGUUGUUCGGAGUUGUCGACAGCGAGCGCGCUGCUAGCAUCUCCGAGAAGUUGACAGAGAAUUGGACACCCAUCGGAGCCGUGGCCCCGGAGCUGCCGGAGAACAUUUCGCCAUUCAUCUCGUCCUUUGAAAUCCAGGGCCAUUUGACCGUGGGUCAACCCGCUCGCGCUCUAGAGCUCAUUCGACGGAGUUGGGGAUGGUACUAUAAUAACGCCAACGGCACCCAAAGUACGGUGAUUGAAGGCUACUUGCAGAACGGCACGUUCGGCUAUCGGUCCAGCCGUGGAUACUACUACGACACAGCGUAUGUCUCGCACGCGCAUGGCUGGUCUUCGGGCCCGACGUCUGCCUUGACGAACUACAUUGUGGGUCUGACCAUCACCUCCCCGGUGGGAACGACCUGGGAGCUUGCCCCGCAGUUUGGGGAUCUCAAAUCCGCCCAGGCUGGGUUCUCGACCUCCCUGGGCAAAUUCCAAGCAUCGUGGACGAAGACGUCGACUGAGUACACCUUAGACUUUACUGUUCCCCAAGGAACAACGGGUAAUCUUACUCUGCCAUACAUAAGCUCCAAGCAGCCAACGAUUACAAUUGACGGCAAGAAGAUCACCAAGGGCGUGAACUACGCAGACGACACGGCAAGUAUGACGAUUGCGAGCGGCGGAAGCCACAAAGUGGUUGUGAACUAG
Aspergillus saccharolyticus JOP 1030-1 is the source of this 2079-nucleotide messenger RNA. RefSeq names its product putative alpha-L-rhamnosidase B. NCBI's taxonomy places the organism in Eukaryota, Fungi, Ascomycota, Eurotiomycetes, Eurotiales, Aspergillaceae. The transcript has 3 exons. Gene Ontology annotation, biological process: carbohydrate metabolic process. The coding region runs from base 52 to 2079 and encodes 675 amino acids. The record is from RefSeq and is a predicted model, not a curated record.